Molecule: messenger RNA, 2358 nt
Organism: Ilex paraguariensis (yerba mate)
Lineage: Eukaryota; Viridiplantae; Streptophyta; Magnoliopsida; Aquifoliales; Aquifoliaceae
Source: the annotation of a GenBank genome assembly
GUCCGCACCAUCCCAAUAGACGUCUCUUCAUAUUCUAGUAGUCGAAAGUUAAAACGUACUUAGAAACAAAAUCAUAACCUAACUCUUUUUCUGAUUAUCACAACCUUCGUCUCUUCCAAGUGUUCGAUCGUUGAAACCUAGAGUUUUGGAUUUUGGAAUAGAUUUUAAAGGACGAAGCAUUUGUGGCAGUGAAAGGAGAAGCCGUUUAUAGCGAUGAGUAGGUUUUUAGGGGGUUGUUCUUCAAUUGAAGAUUGAAGAUCUUGGGUUUCGAAGUGGAAUUUGAGUUCUUGGAGGUUUAGAGUACUGUAUAUAUGAUGGAUAUGGAACUCGUAGGAGAUGUGACUUCACUGGACACUGAACUGUUGCAGCUUACAGAGGUGAAAUCCUUAAUCCAUGGUGCAAAGGCAGGUGCCUCUGGGAUCUCUUCCACCUCAAAUGUUUCUGGGUGUAAUAUGUUGCCUUCUGUAUUUCCUGCUGGCUGUGCUCCUCCGCUUUCACCUAGAAGUGCUUCGAGUUCUCCACGUGCUAUGCAACAGAGGUCUAUCCCAUCUUUAGGUCCUUCACUUAAAGUUGUCGGUGUACCUGUGCCAGAAGUCAUACCGCAGUUCUACUUCCAAAAUGGUCGUCCACCACCAAAAGAACAAAGAAAACAAUGUCUUAGUAGGAUCAAUGACCUUUUUAAUGGUAAUAUUGAUGGCUUGCAAUCCCAUGAAUUUAAAUCUGUCACAAAAGAAGUAUGUGAGCUCCCGUCAUUUUUUUCUUCCAUACUUUUUCAGAAGAUUGACACCAACAAUACGGGGAUAGUAACCAGGGAUGCAUUCGUUGAAUAUUGGGUUGAUGGAAACAUGCUGACAAUGGACAUAGCAACACAAAUAUUUAAUAUUCUGAAGCAAUCAGACUGCAAAUACCUUACUCAGGCAGACUUCAAACCUGUUCUUCGAGAGCUUUUGGCUACCCAUCCGGGAUUGGAAUUCUUGCAGAGUACACCUGAAUUUCAGGAAAGAUAUGCUGAAACGGUCAUAUACAGAAUGUUUUACUACAUCAAUAGAUCUGGAAAUGGCCAUCUGACCCUCAAGGAGCUGAAACGUGGAAACCUGACUGCAGCAAUGCAACACGCUGAUGAGGAAGAGGACAUUAACAAAGUUUUUAGGUACUUUUCAUAUGAGCACUUCUAUGUCAUAUACUGCAAAUUUUGGGAACUGGAUACAGACCAUGAUUUCCUGAUCGACAAGGACAACCUCAUCAAAUAUGGUAAUCAUGCUCUUACCUUCAGGAUUGUUGACCGUAUAUUUUCACAGGUUCCAAGAAAGUUUACUAGCAACGUUGAAGGGAAGAUGGAUUAUGAAGAUUUUGUUUAUUUCAUGCUCGCAGAGGAGGACAAAUCAUCUGAGCCUAGUCUUGAGUACUGGUUUAAGUGCAUAGAUUUGGAUGGAAAUGGGGUGCUCACAGCAAAUGAGAUGCAGUUUUUUUAUGAGGAACAAUUGCAUCGAAUGGAAUGCAUGUCCCAAGAAGCAGUGCUGUUUAAGGAUAUCUUGUGUCAGAUAGUUGACAUGAUUUCACCAGAGAGGGAAGAUUGCAUCACAUUACAUGACUUGAAAGGAUGCAAGCUAUCUGGGAAUGUUUUCAAUAUUCUUUUCAACCUUAGUAAGUUUAUGGGUUUCGAAUCUCGUGACCCAUUUCUCAUCCGCCAGGAACGGGAGGAUCCAACUUUGACAGAGUGGGACCAAUUUGCCCACAGGGAAUAUAUUAGGCUCUCAAUGGAAGAAGACGGUGAAGAUGUAUCAAAUGGAAGUGUCGAGGUUUGGGAUGAAUCACAUGAGGCACCCUUUUGAGUUUAAUGAGCUGCUUAUGGAGUGCUCACGAUGCUACCUUGAGCUUGGGCAUUGAAUGAAGAGGAUACUAUCAUCUCCCAAAAAUGCUCUUUGAAUUAAAUUCAUCAUGCACUGCGAACCUUGCCUGGCCAUUCAGUUCUGAUGCACAAUUGUCGGGAUGCUAUCUACCAUUCAGUUGUGAAAUGAUGGUGAGCUGCCUCUGGAGUACCAAGUGAAAGCCUUCAAUUGGGAACGCCGGUUGCUUUGCAGAGUAAGGGUGAUUGCCAUUUCUGUUGCUUAGAUUACAUAUCCUGUGUUAUUUUAUCCUUUUCCCCUUCCAAUUUAUGUACACUAGUUUUGUGUUCUAUUUUUGGUUUCCUUGGAGAGAAAAGAGAAGAGAGAGAAAUAUUCUUACAGUUUGUUUGUUGUGAAAUGAUGAUAAAAAAUACAAAAUAUUGGAAAAGUUUACUAUAUAAUCCAUAGGAUGCUUGACAGCAUUCUGAAUUUGUUACUCCCGCUCAUUGAUUGCGGCUCAAAUAAACCAUAG